Molecule: messenger RNA, 3020 nt
Organism: Lingula anatina
Lineage: Eukaryota; Metazoa; Brachiopoda; Lingulata; Lingulida; Lingulidae
Product: adrenocorticotropic hormone receptor
Source: RefSeq, a predicted model, not a curated record
UCAUCAAGAGACAUAGACCACAGCUGACACAAGUGUAUAUUAUAUAAAUUUUCACACAGUGUUAUGUGUAGCUGAAAAGAAAGAAAAAAGAAAAUACUUGACACCCGUGGCAUUUUCCAGUAGCAUACUUCUACAGGCAAGAAAGCAGUAUAGCAUACAGCUCAUGGAAUGAUUUGAUUAGUCCAUAACCUACUCAUCAAUGGUUUCACAGCACUCCGCACACAAGGAAGGAGUGGUAUUGUUUUCAGAGUGCUUUAAUAUCAAUCUAAUGUGCAGAUCAAUUGCACACAUUGCCCUGAAUCCCGGCACAUGGCACAAACUGCGUAGCAAGCAAGCAAGCAAGCAAGCAGACAACUUGUCAGAGAUGAAGCAGUUCCGAUUACACUGAAAAGGAUACAGGAAGACGCAACAACAGGAUAUCCAAUCUAAAUAACAUGGGAGUCUGCAAUAAGGACAGUGUAUAACUCAUAUACUUCUAAAAUAUUAAUACCCUCAACAGAUGAGAAGAGACUGAAAAAAGAGAAUUUACAGAGGAAAAACCACUCCAAGUGACAGAAACUAAGGCAAGGUAUUUUUCUGUUUUUCCUGAUUAUGUAAAACUAUAAGAGCAUCACGCUAUGUAAUCUGAACACUUAGGAAAGAUGGAUGAAGGAAACAAAAGAGGGGAUGAAAAGGCCAUCUUACUGACAUUUAAGGACUUGCUCACCUAUACUUGCAAGAAUAACCACAACCAGUCGUGAAAUGGGGAGCGUUCUUAAAAUCACCUACAUAGCUUAAAAAAGAUUUCCCUUGUCAGAUUAUAUAAUUGAGGUAACUGAGGAGUGGCGUGACAGUCUUCAGAGACAGGUAAACAGGGAAAGGCUAUUAUAGCAAAGAGUGCCUGAUUCAGUUUGGAAAAAAUUGUUUUUUCCUUCUAAAUCAAACAGUAAAGCAGUAAAAGAGACAGUAAAAAGAGCAUAUCAUGUGUUCAGUAUAUAAAAAAAAAGAAUCUUAAAAUCUGCAGUUCUUGGUGACAUAAGAAACUGUGGUUUGCUCAUUUUGGAUUAUAAGUUUUUAGAAUAGCAUUAUAAUAACAAAGAACAGCACAGAGAGAGAAAGCCCUUGGGAAAUUACAGAAACUGAGAAGAACAACUAUCCUGAAUGACAAAUGCAUGAGGGGAGAGUUUUUCACAUCACAAACAAGGUGUGUCAAUUUCAACUUAACAGCCUUUGAACAGAAAUACUUAUGCAGUUUAAUAAGUGAGGGUUCUAAAGAACAGUACUACAGAGAAACUGGCUGACUAAUUUAUUUUGGAUUAUGGAAAGAGUUCUUAGUGCCAAACAUUAAACAAGCAGCUUGAGAAGAAAAAUCCCUUGUCAGAUUAAAGAAAUUGAGGUGAGGUGACAUAAAAACAAGGCAAUCAAUUUUGUAAGUUUGCAUGCAUUUUGAUUUGCCACUUGAGGCUACAGACUAAGCAUGAUCAACAGUUUAUAAAUCGACUGUCAGUUAGACUAGAGGACACUUUCUGAUCUAUCGUGAUAACUCCGCAAGCAUGAUUUACUUUAAUCAAUCCACUAUCUCACCAAGAGACAAUAACAGCCUUGGUGGGGGUUAUAAAGGACAAAAUGCAAGCAGUGAAGAACAAUACUUGGAAACACUGUUCACAAACUUUGUCACAGCAGGCACUGUUCUGGCUAGCAUUGGAAUUGUGGAAAAUUUCAUAUCGCUUUUAGCAUUAUUAAACAUGCCCCCUCCAAGGAGAGCAUUUGGAAUGUUGCUCAUCAACCUAGCCGUGUGUGAUCUUACAACCAUGAUUUUAGCCGCCAUUCCAGGAUUACGUUAUCAAUUUGACAAAGACGUAUUAACCUACCCAUGUCGAACUGUGGAAAUAAUGGAAAUAUCCUACGUAUUUCUGCUCAAUCCAGUUUUUGCAACACUAGGUUUAGUGAUAUGCCAGUAUCUCUCAGUCACUAAACCAGUAUAUUUUGCGAGCAGGGCUGCUAAACGUCACACAAAUAUUUUCAUUUGCCUUGCAUGGAUGGUCACUCCUAUCAUUGGAUUUCUUGUCCAUCUGAUAAGUGACCCUUUGAUUUUCAUUGGACAGCACUCGCUGUGUUCAAUGUAUAACAACUCUCAGCAAGGGCAUACAAGAUACUAUUUAGUCAAAUCAGUCACAUUUUCAACCAUCUACGUAACAGUAGCCAUUCUAGUUGGUUGGUUAUAUUACAACCUGUACUGGGCAGCCAAGCCAUCUCUGGAAUUAACCCUUGCUCACCAACCACACCAUGAGAGGCAGCCAGAAAGAUGUGUUCUGACCCAACACCAGCAACUUAAAAAGACCAUCUCUUUCCUGGUGGGGACAAUGUUGUUUUUUUGGUUGCCAGGGACUGCAGAUCUCUACAUGGUGUUAUACAUGCAGGACACUAAUGAAGGGGAACCGUUGUGUAAAGCUUGUUAUCAAUUUCAUCAAGCAGCAAACCUUCUCUUUUUAGCCAAUGCAUUGAUAGAUCCUUGGAUAUAUGGGAUUAGGCUACGGGAUGUCCGGAUGGGAUAUCAAAAACUUUUUUCCUGUUUCAGAAGAAGGAAAUUGCGCACUCCGAAUAUGUUAUUUGUCAAUAAUCAUGAAGGGGAAAUCCAUUAGGUAUCUGUACUAUGUUCCUUGACUGGGGUUUCAAAUUGAUUGUUGUAAUAAAUAAUCAGUAUUUUCACAUCCUACAAGUAUUUAGUUGGAUGCUUACAAGUAGUCUAUAUAUAUUGUUUUACUGAAUUGAAUAUUGGUAUAUUAUGCUUACUGAUGAUUAUAGAUUUUUUUUCAAAUAUAAACAUACGUGUUUCUGCUUGAUGUCACAUGAACUAAGUGAGUUCAAUUACUAUGAAUUUCAUGUUAAAGCUAGAUCUUGACAACCCUUUAAACUAUGGCAGUUCACCUGAUUUUUAUCAUUUUCUUUUGUUGUAAAAAAAUUAAGUGUUUUAUUGUCAUUCUAAGUUUAUAUUUUCAAGUUGAAUUAUGGUCCAAUAAAAGUCAUUGGUUUUGUCACAA